AUGACGCGUACUAUUCAGACUGCCAUAAACGGUUUCUCAUCUAUUCUUCAUCCGGUCGAAACCUCAGUACCUAAGCCCGAGGUUCAGAUUUGGCCCGACCUACGUGAAGCACAUGGUGCAAAUUGCAACAAAGGUCUUUCAAAUUUAAAGGCAGAAUUAUCGGCAAAAUUUCCCCAGUUGAAUUUCACAGAGUGUCCAGGAGACUGGAACUACCCCCCACACAAUAUUAACGAAGCCACUAAACGUGCGGAAAGAGUUCAACAAUGUUCAAAAGAGCCUUCGAAGAUGUACCACAAUAUUGCGGUUAUCACGCAUCGGGGGUUUAUUGCUUUUCUUGUUCAGGGGGAUGGAUAUGAGGUUUGCGAAAUGCGAUCUUAUCGGUUUGCUACGAACGAUAUCAUGCAUGAUGACGAGGCGGCGGAUGUAACUUCGGAUUCGGCGACGAUUGGAGUUAACGUUGAUACGAUGGAAAUAUAUGACUUCGGGCGAAGGUACUGA
Orbilia oligospora ATCC 24927 is the source of this 498-nucleotide messenger RNA. RefSeq lists its product as uncharacterized. NCBI's taxonomy places the organism in Eukaryota, Fungi, Ascomycota, Orbiliomycetes, Orbiliales, Orbiliaceae. The transcript has a single exon. Bases 1 to 498 code for a protein of 165 amino acids. The record is from RefSeq and is a predicted model, not a curated record.